CCUUACCGAGGGGGAAUAGUUGAUGCUGCUUCUCUCUCUCUCUCUCUCUCCGACUGCAAAGGCGCGAGCGUUUAGGGUUUAGGGUUUCAGUUGUGGAUUUAAUCGAAGUUUUCAAGAUACCAAUAUUACCCUCAUUUUUCUAAAAUGACAUUUUUACCCUCCACCUCACUCUUCUCCUUUCGCGUUCUUCAAACUGAAAAUUUGCGUUUUGGGUUUUCUCCUCCUCUGUCCACUGCAGCUUGUUCUUCUUUCUAUCAAACAAAAGCUGAUCUCUACUCUCUCUCUCUCCGACUUACAGAAGAUGGCAUGGAGGCAAAUGCUAUUCAACUCAAGAGCAAUUUUGGGACCAAAUUUAGCAACCGGAUCCGCCAGAUUCUCCACAAAAUCAAACCCAUACCUAGUCAAAGUUGGAAUACCAGAGUUUUUGAAUGGAAUUGGCAAUGGAGUGGAAUCCCAUGUGGCCAAGCUUGAAGCUGAGAUUGGUGACUUCCAAAAGCUGCUUGUCACUCGUACUCUCAAGUUGAAGAAACUUGGCGUCCCUUGCAAACAUAGGAAGCUGAUCUUGAAAUACACCCACAAGUAUAGAUUGGGACUCUGGAGACCUCUAGCUCAGGCGAUCAAAUCCUAGUUAGUUUUGGAGUAGUGUGUAGUUUACACAAAGAUUUUGUCUGCAGCAAAAUGUUACUAGCGGACACUCGAUGUAUGGAGCUGUGAAAGAAGAGAGUUUUUGUUUUCAUGAUAUUCUUUCUUCACCCUUAUUUAAGUUUCAUCAUGAAGUUCAACGGUAGUGUAUGAUGUACUGGAUUUAAUUGAGCAAUCUACCUUGGUACUUUCACCAGAACCCUUGUUUCAUA
Molecule: messenger RNA, 854 nt
Organism: Prunus avium (sweet cherry)
Lineage: Eukaryota; Viridiplantae; Streptophyta; Magnoliopsida; Rosales; Rosaceae
Source: RefSeq, a predicted model, not a curated record